Molecule: messenger RNA, 651 nt
Organism: Auxenochlorella protothecoides
Lineage: Eukaryota; Viridiplantae; Chlorophyta; Trebouxiophyceae; Chlorellales; Chlorellaceae
Product: DnaJ-like protein subfamily A member 1
Exons: 1
Coding region: 1-651 (216 amino acids)
Source: RefSeq, a predicted model, not a curated record
AUGGCUGCUCCAGGCACUCUGUACGACGUCCUGGGCUGCGUCCCCGGCGCCAGCUCGGGGGAGCUGCGCAAGGCGUACCUGGCCGCCCUGCCGACGGCACACCCAGACCGCGGGGGAUCCGCCGAAGCCUUCAGCGCCGUGCAGCGUGCAUGGGCCGUCCUCAGCGACGCUGUGGAGCGGGCCGCCUACGACGACAGGCUGGCGGCGCGGGAGGAGGGCCCGCCGGGGGCUGGUUAUGGACCCCGGGUGGUGCACCAUGGUCAGACCGCCCCUCCGCAGCCGCAGCGGGUGUACCGGCCACCUCCACGUGCCUCAGCACACAGCACGAGUGAGGCGGAGGCUGCCCUGGAUGCAGCCGUCCGGGAGGCGUGCGAGGCAUUUGAGGCUUGCCAUGACUCCCCCCCCGAGCGUGCGGCGGCGGGACAGAGACUCUGCCGAGCGCAUGCAGCGCGCGCUGCACAUGCCGAGGCCGCUGGGCGUCUGCACCAUGCCCUCUUUGAUGCACGAGAGGCCGCCAGGCUUUCGGAUGCUGCCGGGAGGGACGGCCUGCAAGCCUUGAUCCAUCACCUGGAAGGGGCUGUGCACAUGAACGACCUCGGCGGAGGGGAUGAUGAUGACGACGAUGGUGGUAGCCUGGACGGCGCAUGGUAG